Molecule: messenger RNA, 6780 nt
Organism: Musca vetustissima
Lineage: Eukaryota; Metazoa; Arthropoda; Insecta; Diptera; Muscidae
Gene: lilli
Product: AF4/FMR2 family member lilli
Exons: 10
Coding region: 21-6758 (2245 amino acids)
Biological process (GO): regulation of gene expression
Cellular component (GO): super elongation complex; nucleus
Source: RefSeq, a predicted model, not a curated record
CUAGCCCAAAUGCAGCAACAAUGGAUUUGAAAAAAAUACUAAAACCACGCAUGGAUGACUAUGAAUAUGAACGAAAAGCGCGAAGAGAACGUGAAAAAUCGGAAAGGCAGCAAGGUCAGGCAUCAUCGUCAUCAAAUCGCGAGGAAGCCCUAUUUUCUGAACCCCGACGAUUAAAUCCAUCCGAAGCCGAUGAUGCCAUUGCUGCCAAACUGGGUGACUACUCGAAAGUCAAAGAUUUCAUUAAUCUUUAUACGGUGGGCAUUUCCAAUUCGGGACAUCGGCAAAUGCCUCCGAAUGCCGUAUUGCCCGGUAUUGUGCCCACAAGUCCAGCCUCAUCGUCGCUAAUAACGCCAAUGCCUUCGUCCUCCUCAUCCUCGUCGUCAUCAUCACGUCUGCCGCCACCGCCUCUACCACAAUCACAACAACCACCGCCGUCACAUCACUAUCAACAGCAAUUAAGACAAGCGCCUUAUGUCAAACAGGCCGAUAAUAAACCACCUUAUAAUGGUCGCGUUUGCUAUCCAGGUCAAUCGGUGAAUCGUUCAAGUAGUAGUGGUGGUGGUGGUAUGGCACCACCCAAAGGUCCACCAGGUUCUCUGUUGCCACCUUCCUCGACACAUAUGCCAAAUGGACGUCAAACGUCAUCAUCAUCAGCAAGUGAAAAAUCAUAUCUGGGACCGCCACCAGCGGCAUCGUCAUCAACGACGCACAAUGGCCGUUUCUCGCAACCAUCAAUACCAAAACAACGCAAAAAACCAGCAUUUAAUCCCGAGGAAAAUGAUAUCAAAGAAAUUCUUAAUCAAGUAACAACCGCAUUUUGUGCUCCAAAAAUGCUAACUGGCAUUGAUGCCACACCGCACACAACAAUAACGGAAAACUAUAAUCUCAAUGAGCCGAAUAAGCACAAAUAUAGCUUUGAUAUAUCGGAAAAAGUCAGUAGUAUAAUUGAGCCAUUGGAUUCGCCGACACAUAACGAUAUGCCAGCACCCAAAUAUGUGCCUCCCCUAUCAACAACAGCAGCAACAUCAGCAACACAGAUGCCUUCUACACAAUCUGCCUCUAAUAAUUUAUCAUUGUCAUCCUCCUCCUCCUCGUAUUCUUCCGUCGCACCAUCCAGCACCUAUAUAGCACCACUACCGCCUGCCGCCGUUAAUGCCUCUUCAGCCUCUGCCAUUAGUAAUAUGACAUCUACCUCCUCCUUGUCGUCGUCCUCUGGGCAGUCCUUGUCUUCAUCAUCGUACUCUUCAAUACAUAACGCUGCCAUAACAUCAUCACCUACAGUGCCACUAUCACCUUUAAUGGGUCGACCUAAAGAUACUGGUUUCCUAAAACCUUUCAAGUCUGAGAAGCCAACACCCCCACCUAUAGAAAGUCGCAAUAAUACACUGGAAAAUGAUUUGGAACUUUCCGAAUCGGAUGAUGAUCGUGUCAAAGCAGCCUCCUCCCAUUCAGCGGUAAAUUCAAGUGAUAGUUCUCCAUCGGAUUCCAGUGAAUCGGGCAGUGAAUCAUCGAAAAGUGAAACAAAUCAGAGCAUUAUACCCGCAGCAGCAGCAUCUCAACACCAUUUGCAACAGCAUCAACAUCAACAAAUGGCAAGUACAUUGGGAUCGAAAAAGAAAAUCGGUGCGUGUUCGUCGAUAGUCAAUAGCGGCGGUAGUAGUUCCUCGGGAUUGGGUUCAUCGGCGCCGCCUUCUGGCGGUUCAUCUUCAUCAUCGUCGAAUAAAACGCCCUCACCAUCGAAUACUACCAAAUGGCAGCUAAGUCGUUACUUUAAUAAGGCGCCCCAGCAUCAAACGCCCACCCAAGAUAUAGUAUCUCCAUCAGCGGGGUCAGUAGCAAAUUCGGUCAAUCCCAUGAAUGUGGCCAACAUCAUUACACUAAAGGGUGGUGCUCAAAUAAUACCCGAACCUCCACAACAGUUAACAAACAUCAAGAACGAGUCUAUGCUCGAUGAUAACGACGAGGAUGAAGACGAUGAUGGCGACGAAGAAGCCAACAACUUAAGUAAAGACAUUGUCCGAUCCUCAAGAAGAUCAAGAGGCAAAAAGGAUGGUGGUGCUGGUGGCAAAAAUGAUACAUUCCCGCAUGCGGGUUUGGCUGCAGCUUCCGCAGCUUUUCCUACAAGAAAACCACCAUCAAGUCUUUCGGUCACGCCACUGUCUCCCAUCUUGACUGACAUUAAAAAAGAGGCAUCUACGCCACAUCCCAGUUUGGUAUUGGGCGGUAAUUCCAAUCAACAACAGGUCUCAGAUUUCUUGAGUAUGAAUUCGAAUCAAAUUAAACAUGAAACGAUGGUGAUAGCAGGCGGUCAUACUACGGUGACGGCAUAUGACGUCGUGGAGGGCUUUAGUAACCUAUCAUCCGACAGCAACUCAAGUGAUGAGGGUACAAGGGAACGUUUGCCGGUGCGCGGGCCAGGCGGUACACUACAAAUACCUGGAGUUCCGGCCGCCAUCACAGCAUUGCCACGCUCGCCUCCAAUAAUGCAAAAGGCUCCCAUACCAAAUACGGUAACAAUGAUACCAUUGGGUCCACUGUCUUCUGGAAGCAAUGGUAGAGGAGGGGCUGCGUCUAUAGCACCCAUACCACCUACGCCGACAAGAGCGAAAAAACCUCGCAAAAAACUGAAACAACAACAAAGUGCUUUAUUGGCUCCCGAUACCAGCGACGAAGAAUCCGACAAUGCCAACAAACAACGUUUGACAUCGCCGGCUAGUGGAACGGUACCCAAAACCAUGACAACCCCUGGCGGAACAAAGAAGGGUAGAGGGAGACCGCGUAAAACGGCGGCGGCCACUACACCGAGCAGUGGCGGCAGUUCGAGUGGAAUUGCAGCCGCAGUUCCUGCUGUUGCGGCAGCCAAUACCGCCAAGGGACCAACAUUAACCGCCAAAAAAGAUAUCAACAAGAAGCCACCAAGUACGCCUGCAACAACGCCCUCCAGCAAAGAUUCGGCCUCAGCAACAGCCCGAAGAAGAAUGUCAAGGCUAAGUUCCACAAAUUCCUUAGGCUUGCAAGAAAACAUGGCAGUGCCUCCAACUACAACAACGCCAAUUAAACAGCUACCCACAGCAUCUUUAGUUGCUGCAGUUAAGGCCACACCGCCACCACCGGCACUUGUAACGCCACAGUUAAACGAGACUGCAUUAAAGACUUCCACUAGUGACGACUCCAGUUCAUCUUCGGAUUCAUCGUCAUUCUCCAACUCAAAAUCUUCGUGUUCUUCAUCCGAUUCUGAAAUAGAUGAAACGAGUAAAAAGCCAUCUGCCUCUUCGUCAUCAGAUGAUGAUGACGAUGAAGAUGGGAAUACGGCCACAAAGACUUUCCCGCCUAAGACCGAUGAUUUAACAUCCAACAAGGCUGUCGCGUCGGUUACUGCUCCUAAACGAAUUGUAAAGAAACUGAAUACACGCAAAUCAUCCCUGGAAGAUUUAUCCACGGCAUCCUCAAUGAAAGUCAACAAUGUGUGCUUAUCAUCGCAAUCCUCAUCAUCGUCAGAAUCGUCGGCCGAAGAUUUUCUACCAUCGAGUAAUUUUGCAUCUAGCCAACAAACGGCAGCAGCAUCUCAGCAGUCUAUGGGUGCAGCAGCCAUUGGCAGUAAUGGUGCAGCCGGUGGUGGCACGACAAGUGGGGGCUCUUCGCAACGUUCAGUUAACCAACAAUCACCUUAUAAAGUUUCAAGUGCAUUGUCCAGCCGCAGUCGUAAACAAACACCAUGUUCUAGUGCCUUUUCUUCUGAAUCCAGUGCAGAAGAUAAUUCCGACUCGGAUUCAGGAGAGGCUAGUAAAGAAAAGAAACUCAAACGUGAUAAACCCAAAAGUGAUAAAAAUAAGAUCAACACCCUAACUCGCAUCUUUAAAACUUCCAAUGAAGGAGGUGCCAAGAAGCAAGGACAAGUUCUUAUUGUAGACCAAUCCGAGGAACAACAACAGCAGCAACAACAGCAAACGCAGAAACACAUUUCACCUGCCUUAAGAGGCUCACAAGAAAAUCUAGCGGUAGCAGCAAGCCCACACCCACCCACAGCACAAUCUCCACGUCUGACGCCGGGCGGCCAAUUGAGAUCGCCCAGAUCUUUGCCAUUGCCACCAUUGGCAACUCAGGUUUUGACCGCUGGCUGUUUGGGGGGUGUGGCAUCACAUCGAACGCCCGAUCGUGUUCCCUUCGAUCGUGUCACCACAAGUGCUGAACGGAAAUUACAACAGCGUAUCAAGACACCUACGCGAACCCCAACCCGAACUCCGCCCACCACACGGACGCCUACACCUACACCACCCAUAGGAGCACCGGUCGUUGUCAAUUCAUUAUCUGGUGCAACGCCAUCGGUCUCACCAGCAGCUGCGACGGCGGCGGUUACAACAGGGACCAUCGUUCCGCCAACGUCGUCAUUAUCAUCAUCAUCACGUUUGCCAACAUCGCUUAUAUGCAAAAUUGAUCUCUCUCGUUUGUUACCAAUACCCGCGGAAUGGCACGCAAACACUUAUCGUUUAUAUGGUCGUGAUGCGACGACAUCAAAUAGCCAACCUUAUUUAACACCUGCUAGCGCUGGACGCACUCCCAUUUAUGAUCACGAGACAAUACUCAAUGCUGACAUGCAUUUGUGUAACACACAAAUGCGUUUGAAGUCCGGUGGUGGUAGCGGUAGUGUUACGCCUCGCAGUACGGGCAAUCGUACACCGUUGCAAGUCGGCGGUGGCGGCUCUCUAACAUCCGAAAGGGAACUUUCCCAUUCGCGAGAGAGCCUGCAUGAUAUUGCCAAAGAUAUAAGCGUUAUGAAUCCCGGCCGUUUGAGUAGUCGUUCGACCGAUGGUAGUAUAUGCGGAGGUGGUUCAACUCCCAAAGACCUUGGUGCCCAUUUGCUACCUCCUGGUCCACCAAAUGGUUAUAGUUCAGUGACUGCAAUGUCUAGGGGCUAUGCUUCGCCGAGUAACUGUGCAGGAAAAUUGGGUCCUAUUGUUAAGCACGAACAAAUCAUAAAACAUGAACCCGAUUCCAUGGAUUAUACCGAGACCAAAUUCAAAACGGACGGUGGCAAUGCUGCAUCGGCGACAGAUCCGGCUGUGAUCAAGCAAGAACUUUUAAUGCUCAAACAGGAUUUCAAACCCAGUGAUUUAGACAAAAUGUCGGAUAAAUCGUCAAACCUAUGUUCACCAAAUACUGAGGCAAUGCUAAUUGAUGCCAAACCACGACGUAAACGUAGUUCAAGUUCCAGCUCAAGUCCUUACAAGGAGAAGAAACGGAAAAGGGAAAAGGAGCGGGAAAGGGAUAAGGACAAAGAUAAGGAAAAGGAAAAAGACAAGGAUACUAAUAUUACUGCGUCGGUCGCAACAAUGCUUGGUGGAGGUGGUGUUGGUGGCGGUGCUGCUGUUAGUGUAAACGAAAAAGAUAAGAAGUUAAUGACAAAUUAUGAUGGAGGCUGCGAGGCGUCGGAAAAAGCUAAAGAUGUGAUGAUAGAUUCCUUGAAACCUGCAACAAAAGAUUCUCUGGAUGUCGAGCGUAGUGAAAAUAAUACGCAAAUUCAGAAGAAUGGUCAACAAUUUCCUCCCACAAAUCAUGAACGGUUAGAUGCGGUGAAACAAACCCAACAACAAAAUCCGGAAGAGCAAACCGAUAAUAAUACGUAUGGCAACAAUAACAUUGAUAAGAGCAGUAGUAAUCACAUCGAGACCAGUAACAAUGGUGUUACUACAACCACUGCCAGUCCCGCGCAUUUACAAAAUAGUAGUAAUUCAACAACAACAAUUAAUACGGCAGCGGCAUCAUCUGCCUCAGCAAAUAUGCCACCGCCAGCCAAUGUUGGAUUACAUACGGCCGCAGGUGCAGAGUCAUCAUCAGGAAAUGCUAAUGCAACAGCAGUGGCGAAGCCGGCAAUAAGUAACACCACCAACUCGACGAAUGACUCGACAACUGCUACAUCGACAACAACGUCAUCGGCGGCAGCAACAGUUAAUAGCAACAGUAGUGGUGGCGGUGGUGGUACUACGCCAGCACCUCAAGUCAUAUACCGUUCUUACUUUGAACGGGAUGAAGAAGCUCUUAGCGAUGAAUUCAGGUUUGAUUGUACAUUCCUACAAGAGGCUGUGCAAAAGAAACAUGCUGCCGAUCGUGAACAAAACACCUUCAAUCAGGUGGCAUUAUAUUUGGAGGCAGUUGUCUAUUUUCUGUUAUCGGGAGCUGCCAUGGAACAACAUAGUCGUUCCGAAGAUCCAGCUUAUACUAUGUACAGGGACACAUUGUCAUUGAUUAAAUAUAUUUCCUCAAAAUUUCGCCAAAUUUCAACCAAUCAAACUGGUACCCUUAAUAAAUAUGCAAUAUUGAGUCUCCGCUGCCAAUCACUGAUAUCUCUCAAGUUAUAUAAACUGAAAAGAGGUUUUUGUCGCCAAGUCAAUACAAUGUGUACGGAGUUCUUUAAAUCCGGUAAAGGUGAUAUCAUCAAUGGUAAUACUCCAUCAUCAAUAUCUCCGUCGAAUUCGGUAGGUUCACAGGGUUCUGGUUCAAAUACACCGCCCGGAAAAAUAGUGCCUCAAGAUAUACACUCAGCUCUACAACAGCAAAAUCAAUUUUUCAAUUUCUUAGCCAGUAGUCACGAAUUAUGGGAUCAAGCCGAUCGUUUAGUGAGACAAUGCAAUCUUACCGAUUUCUUUAUUGCUUUGGAUCACGAAAAUGGUCCAUUAACGUUACACAGUAAUGUCUAUGAAGUUUUUCGUUAUGUACAAGCUGGUUUAAAGAAACUCAAAGAUGAAAUGCUUAUACAAUAAUAACGACGACAAAAACAAAAAC